AGGGAGAAGAGGCAGAGCUCAGAAGGGUGUGUUUUCUGUACCACUGCAGCAUCAGUGCAAAAAAAGACAGGAGGAAAAGGCACGAGUCAGUGGACUGGACCGAGAAACAAUACAGAGCUAGAAGAAGAGCCACGGACAGGAGCCUGAGAGGAGGAGACACAUCAAGAGGAGACACCUGCAGAGGCAGCUCCUGAAGAAGCGUUUGUGGAGCUGACGGAGCGAGGAGCGAGCCUCACUCACAGUUGGGCUGUAAAGGAAACAGACACACCCACCAACUUACUGCUGUUUACUCCUCUCAGCUCUCCCUCAGCUCCGGGCGGUCCCUGGAGUGUGUGUCUGCCUUGGUGUGCGUGGGUGUGUGUGUGUGUUUCUUUAUGUGUUGAUGAGUGUGUGGGUGUCUUGCAUCACUUUUGAUGGGACAUUGAAAGAUGUGUGUGUCACAGAGUCGGUGGAUGGGCUGUAGGGGGAUGUGCUCCCCCGCCCUCCCGCUGGUCCUCCUCCUCCUGCUCCCUCUGUCCUUCCUCUCCUCCACGCCUCCGUUUGCUCAGGGAGCCAUCCACAUCCCCGAAAGCUAUACAAAAGACAACAUAUUUCAGCCUCCAGUGCUGACAGAGAUGCCAAAAUCACACACAGUGUUUUCUCUAGAAGACUUCAAUCUGGCCUGUGAGGCCACCGGGAACCCGACACCCACAUUCCGUUGGCUGAAAGAUGGCGAGUUGUUCGGAUCUGAGACCGAAGGAUCCGGAACGCUGAGAGGCGACAAUUCUUCCCUGGAUAUGUUAGAGGGUGAAUACCGCUGCUACGCCUCCAACAGUCUGGGCACCGCCAUGACACAAACCGUCAAAGUCAACGUAGAGCCUCAGCCAGUUCUCAUGAAACAACAAGUCGAGCGUGAGCAAGGACUCGUGGGACAGAGUAUGGUCCUGUCCUGCAACCCUCCAAAAAGCUCGCCUCCUCCCAACAUCCACUGGAUGAACAUAAAUUUGAUGCACAUUACUCGGAGUGAGAGAGUGACGAUCGGCCUGGACGGGAAGCUGUACUUCGCAAACCUCAUGAGGAGUGACAGCAGAGAGGACUACAUCUGCCACGCCCAGUACAGAGAGGCCAGGACUAUUCUACCUGCCACUGCUGUCUCCCUCUCUGUCAAGCCGAGUAACAGCGUGGCUCAUGGAGGAAAACCUGAGUUCUUCCAUCACAGGAACCACUCCCAAAUAUCAGCCCUGAAGGGGAACAGCGUCACCCUGGAAUGUUUACCCAGAGGCCUACCCACACCUAAGGUGGAAUGGAAGAAAAAGGAUGGUGUCCUGGCAGACACAACCGGCCAAGUUAUUAACUUUGACCGCUGGCUCCACUUCGACAACAUCACCCUGGAUGACGACGGCGAGUACGAAUGCAAAGCCUCCAACACCCACGGCUCCAUCACGCGCUCCUUCACGGUCACUGUGGAAGCGGCUCCUUACUGGAUGAAGGAGCCUCAGAACCUGAUGUACACUCCCGGGGAAACAGUCCGACUGGACUGUCAGGCUGACGGCAUCCCGAGGCCCAGCAUCACCUGGAGGAUCAACGGUCAGCUGUUAACAGAAGUGGAUGAAGAACCUCGGCGCACGGUGACCGCAGGAACGCUCAUAAUGAAAGACGUGAACAUUGGCGACACGGCCGUGUACCAGUGUGAAGCCAAAAACGACCACGGCUCCAUCCUCCUCAACACCUACCUCUACGUCGUCGAGCUCCCCCCUCAGAUCCUGUCCCCUGAUGGGUUCAUCUACAACGCCACCAAGGGCCGAGACGUCGCACUGCACUGUGAGUCUUUUGGCUCGCCACGACCCCGCGUCACAUGGGACCGGGAGGACACGGGUGCUCUGCUGUCGGACCCUCUGCUGUAUCCUCGUGUCUCCAUCCUGACCAACGGGACCCUCAAGCUGUCCGACGUCAGCCACAAUGACAGCGGCGAGUACAUCUGCUCCGUACAAAACACCAACAUCUCCAUCACGGCCAAGCUGGACGUCUUCCGUCCAAGUGAGAUACUGACGCCCCCCCAGGCUGUUCGCGUUGUCCAGGGAAAGAGCGCUUUCCUGGACUGUGACGUCGACACCGAUCCUCGGCUGAGGGAUUACCAGGUUGUCUGGAAGAAAGCGAAUCGGAAACUAGAAGAGACAUCAGUAGAUGACAAGUACACCUUCUUCAAGAACAACACGCUGAAAGUGACAGACGUCCAAUUAAAUGACAGCACGGAGUAUUCCUGUGAGGUCAUCACUAAAGUGGACAACGUGAUUGCACAGGGCUCCAUCACUGUCAUAGCAAAACCGGACCCUCCCAGUGGUCUGACUCUGUCUAAUGCUGAGGGGGUCAGUGUGACUCUCAGCUGGAGCCCAGGACUCUCCCACAACAGCCCCAUCACAGAGUUCAUCAUACAGGCUCUGGAGGAGUACCACACGGAGGACAGGAAGUGGACGUGGGAGGAAAUGAAGAAAGUGCCAGGCGACUUCAACCACGUGGAGCUGACCCUCCAUCCAUUCUCCACCUACCGAUUCCGGGUCAUCGCCAUCAAUGAGGUUGGCAGGAGCAGACACAGCAACCCCUCAGACCACCACAGCACGCCACCUGCUGUUCCCUCCAUCAACCCUACAGGAGUGCGCAGUAACUCCUCAGAACCAGGGACACUGAUCAUCACGUGGGAUGAGAUAGACAAGCGUUUCCAUAACGGCCAGAACUUCCAGUACGAGGUGCUGUGGAGGGAGGCCGACGGGUCAAAUGUAAACUGGAACUCCGGCCGUGUGAGGUCUCCACCGUUCAUAGUGAACAACACAGGAACGUACACACCGUUUGAGAUCAAAGUCCGAUCUGUCAACGCCCUCGGAGGAGGACCGGAACCAAAGUCGAGGAACGGGCACUCCGGAGAGGACAAGCCAGAGGAAGCGCCGACUGGAGUUUCAACCACCGUGAUGAACAGCACCAUCAGAGUGAGCUGGAACAAAGCCCAGAGGGUCCGAGGUUGGCUGCUGGGAUACAGGAUCUACUAUAAGAGGCUGGCUCCCAAGGCCGAACGGAGCCGGAGGUCUCUCAGACAAUCCCAACAUGAGGAGGACAGAGGAGAAAAAUCUAAACAAUUGAGUGAGACAGACGAGCACAGCUGGCAGGUGGAGGAGGUUGACCAUAACAAGACCUCAGCGGAGGUGACGGGACUGCGACUGUUUUCUGAGUAUGAGCUGACGGUCACUGCGUUUAACAGCAAAGGGGAGAGUCCUCGCUCCCCGCCGCACCACUUCCACACACCGGAGGGAGUUCCUGGUCCUCCUGCAUCUCUGGAGUUUGAAAGCCCGACAGAAAAAUCCCUGAUUCUCUCCUGGAGCCAUCCAGCUGAGACCAACGGCAUUCUGCUGGGAUACAUAGUGCAGUACCAACGGGAGGUGGAAAGCAAAGACAGUCCUGUGGAGAUACUGAAUGUCAAUGAUCCCACAGUAAAGCACAUCACGCUGGACAACCUGGACCCCGACAGCCAUUACAUCUUCAAAGUAACAGCAUGCACAAAGAUUGGACAAGGCCCUCCCAUCACACGCAGGGGAGCCACUCUGCUUGAUGGAGAGCCUCCGAGAAACAUCACAGUAACCUCUGGUAAUGCAUCAGUCCACCUGAGCUGGGUGCCCGGAGAGAGAAACCGAAACCACGGCUUCCACAUCCAAUACCUCAAGAAGAGCGGAGGCGGUGGGUGGGAGAAGUCAGAACAGGUCAACACUACGCAGGGUUUCUAUAUGCUGACGGGCCUCCAACCAGGAGCUCAGUACCACCUGAGGGUCAUGCAUGGAAACUCCACUUAUUGGCAAGGCGAGGCAAAGACCGUGGAACCAUUGCCGUCAGAGAUAACCGGCAGGUUCGCCACCCAAGGCUGGCUGAUUGGACUCAUCAGCGCCAUCGUGCUGCUGGUUCUCAUACUGCUCAUCCUCUGCCUUAUCAAACGCAGCAAGGGCGGCAAAUAUGCAGUGAAGGACAAAGAAAGUAAGGAGGUGGACUCUGAAGCUCGACCAAUGAAAGAUGAAGCCUUUGGAGAAUACAGAUCCCUGGAGAGCGAUGGCGAUGAGAAGCGCUCGGACAGCCAGCAGUCUCUGGAGGAAAGUAAGAUGGGCAGCGUCGACUCUCUGGCCGAAUACGGGGACAGUGUGGACAUCCAGUUCAAUGAGGACGGCUCCUUCAUCGGCCAGUACAGCGGCCGGGCAUCUGUUCCCCACGGCAACGAGAGCUCGGGCCCCGCCUCCCCCGUUAAUGCAGUCCCACCUCCCCCCGUCGCUCCCUCCAUGUCGAGCAUCCUAAAUCGGCCCAGCUAGAGACACACAUGGCCAAAACACACACACACACACACACACACACACACACACACACACACACACACAAUGUCAGUACAUUCCAUUGGUUUAUGCAGUGAAGCUGUUUACAGUUUACAAACACACACACAUACAACCGCGUGAUUAGAAACUCGUAUGAGCGAACAAACUGAGUGAGGUGAGGGCGAGCUGCACCAGCUGCUCCUGAGCUCGGUGAGUCAGGUUACAUGAGCUCAGUCUGUUUGCAGGAUUGUUACUGAACAUGUAAAACUUCUGACUUUGUAACAACUGAGAUGGUGUUCGGGACACGUAGCCCGCCGAAGACACGCAGCGAAUGUUAUUCUGGUCUGCAGCAUCUGAUUCAGCUUCACAUGUCAGUAACUACUCACAUAGAUUAACACCCAAAUGAGUACAUGGAGACAGUUUAAGAGCUAUGAAACUUCAAUUAAAUUCAUAAUAAAGGGAUACAAAACAGACUAGUUCUUAUGUAGGAUUAUUGAUGAAUAUUUAAAAUUCUGGACUAACUUUUUGUAGACAGUGACUACAAAGCAAACAGUUUGCUAGUCUGGAAGAACCAAGUGACAGCUGAUUGGCUAACGGUGAAUAUCAGCUUAAACAUAAAAAUAAAAUAAUAAAGCUUAUUAAUACUAAUUCUGAUAAAGGAUCCAUUCUCUGUGCAUUUUAGCUAAUACAGUUUGAGCUUCUGAUGUCCUCUCCGUACCCUUCAUGACGAGUUCUGACACCUCAGCAUAUCUCAAACUAGAAAGUCACCUGAGCGGCUGCAGGUGGAGCUCCCUCCUCUAACUCGGUGCCGUUCAGACUGACAUACAUCUCUGGAUUUAUCUGGACUUCACCAGGUUUGUAGUGACCAUGUUGUGGUUUGUUUACACGAUGGAAAGCUUUGUAAUUGGGCACAAACAAUUUACUGUUUACUAAAAUCUUUCCUGAUUUGAUGAAUGUAAUUGCGAAUUAAGCUGGGACUCGCUGAGAUGGCCUUAAAGUGAAACCAGUCUCAGUCUCAUAAGGAAAUGAGUUUCAUGGCUCAGAGUGUUGCGUCUGAUUCUUGGUUGCUCCAUCUGUCCACCAGGACAAAGCUGCUCUUUGACUUUUUACCUUAGAGUGGUGUUUGCACAUGACGCAGUAAAGUUAGACUUUAAAUAGAAACUUAGAGAAGCUGGUGCAGCUCAGCCCAGGAGACGGAGAUGGUUUAUGGGAGAGCGUCACAAAGAAAAAGCAAAAAUCUGGGAGUUUUUCAUCUUUCAUCUUGGACCAAAUCACUUUAUUUCAUCGUAAACAAACAUUUCAGUCUCUUUUUGUUUCCUUAGCAUAUUUAUAUGUCGAUUUUUUAUAUUUAUGUGUUUUUGUUACCAACUUACGUAUCUGAGUUUGCAUGCAUGUGUCAUGGAACGGUUUUUGCUAUUUAUAGAUGCAUGCCAGCUUCCAGGCAUUUCUAAAGCAUUUCAUUGAUAUUUGAGUUAAAGAGCGAGACUGUUACGCUGUGUGUGUGCGUGUGUGUGUGUGUGUGUGUGUGUGCUUGCUCUCCAUCCUUGCCCUUUGACCUGCAGAGAGGGGAGCUCUGUUGCCUUAGGAGAGUCCAGAUGAACCUCCUCUCCUCCCUCUUCCUGUCAGUCAUCUCUCCUCAGACGCAGCUUCAUGUGUAAAAGUUUUCAGCGUUGCAGUUUCUGCAAACGUCCAUUAAACCCUGUAAACGGCCAGCAGACGGCACAGUUCACUGCUUCAGAUGUUUCAGGGCUGCCUUUGAAUAUGAUUGGAAAAAUUCCUAUGCAUAAACACACACACACACACACACAUACUGAUGAACACAUGAAGUGGAGGCCCACAUGGCGGGUCCUCUGUAGCAAAACGGACCCUCUGACGGAGCGAGGGAGGAGGCGGAGGAGAAAGAGGAUCAGAUGUAAUCGCUCCCUGAAUGUAAAUAGAACCUUGAGAUUGUCAGUUUUUUUAUUUCCAUUGCUUCUUCUCUAAAAUCAUUGAAUUGCAGUUUGUCUUUUUAUCUUUUGCUCUGUUUGAUUUUGUACUUGUAUUUUGUAUCAACACCCUCCCCUCCAUCGUCUAAUCUUAGGUUUUCCUUUCGUGUCGCUCAGUAGCCUCGAGACGUUUAGAGAAGAUUAGAACCGUAGAGAGAAAAACACUCCCCUUCAUUCAUUCAGUUUCUUUAUAGCGCGUAGCAAUGCAGCAAAUAAUACUGAUUAUUAAAAAGCUAUGUCAUAAAUGUUUCUACAGCUCGCUGAGCUGUUUAAUGGCAGCGGGUGAGAUGAUGUUCUCUGGAUGGACCCGCACCGGAAACAGUUUUAUAGCUCAGAGGGUUUAUUUCGUUGCCUUGGACACGCUGCACUGAUGCCGAUGCGGAUCAAAAAAAAUCAAUCUGAUGAAAAUAUGUGUCGCAGGAUUACACACAGGGAGCCCCGUGUUCGGACCCACAGCUGACGCUUAUUCUUACAGUCUGUCGAGCAGAGAGACAAACCCGACGAAGCGAUUCACGCAAACCAAGCAGAAAAGACCAAAACCAACAACCACUUACUGUAGACAUAAAACUUUAAACGACCUUCCAAAAUGAUAGUUUCCCAUAAAAACAAAGCUCAUUAUUAUCCAGCAAAUAAAUUCUCAUUAUAGAUGAAUUCGUAUUUUGCGCUGUAGUGAGUGUUUGUGACUGCAGGAGGAUGAAUGGGUUUUCCCUCCAUCUGUGGCUCUGAGGUAUAAACUGGUGCGUUCAUCCCACACCAUCAAACACGAUAUUAUUCCUACUUUUAUUUUCACUUGCUCAUUAGGCCACAAAUGAAUUCAAACAGGCAGGAGCAGUGCAUUUGUUGGGAAGCAGGGAAUUACAUCACUGGUUCUCUACUGUGUGUCUGUGUGACCAUAAACUACAUCUAAAGGAUGGAUGUAGCUUUUGGGCCUCAAAAAGGUGAAGUCAACCUAGAAGUGCCUCAAACCUGCAUUCUUUCCAAAGCCCAGCAGGGGGCGACUCCUCUGACUGUAUAGAAGCCUGUGACUCAGUGACAGGCCUGUCCUACAUUUUAGGACAGAGCGUCUUGUCCCCUCAAUGCUCACUUCAGGGGUCAAAAAACAAAUCCUACUACAGAAAACUAGAUUUUUGACAGUUUCCAGACAAAAAGUGAGCCCACAUCCAGCACUGGUUUUGGUCUUUUCAGUGGAUUUUCCUGCAAAAGAAAAACUACAAGCGAGCUAGAGAAAACUAGAGUGAACUCAUGGACAGGGAACUGCGUAUCUCGAGCUGAAUAAUCACUGCUGAUUGUGAAAUAACAGCAGCGAGCAAACGCUCGUCUUCCUUCAUGUACAAUAAUCCAAAGUCCGACCUCAUCUUGUUGCCUUGAUGGACGUCUCCCCGCCCUCGACCCCACUCCCGUCCGUCUGUCUCUCUGCUCUGACUGCUGUCCAGCCCUGUCUGUCUGCCUGUUUUUGUCACAGCCUUUUUUAUACGUACAUGGGGAAAAAACAACAAUAUUAAAAACACUUAAAAAAGACAAAAAUGUAGUUAUGCAUAAUAAUUUUGCUUACAAUAACAACAGUGCUGUAAUCUAAUCAGCCACGAUGAUGACGUCAGUGUCAUCCUCAUGUGGUCAGUAACACAAUGAACCAGUAUCACAGGAUCAAGCAGGGAGGUUAAAGUGGGAGGACGGGAGAAGAGGAGUCACACAUAUGUAUACAGGGGCGGUGCGUGGGGUGGGAGGGGGUUACUGCAAUACUGAGGUGUGCUGAUGUUGUAACUGCUUGUUGCGUUGUGCGCUGAGCUGUAUCUGAUGAACUAACCCAGCUGUCAACUAAUAAACACAGACUACGCAUA
Messenger RNA from Haplochromis burtoni (Burton's mouthbrooder), 8142 nucleotides. RefSeq names its product neural cell adhesion molecule L1.1. Gene Ontology annotation, molecular function: cell-cell adhesion mediator activity. The transcript is spliced from 29 exons. The record is from RefSeq and is a predicted model, not a curated record. Gene Ontology annotation, biological process: brain development; cell-cell adhesion. Bases 429 to 4319 code for a protein of 1296 amino acids. NCBI's taxonomy places the organism in Eukaryota, Metazoa, Chordata, Actinopteri, Cichliformes, Cichlidae.